Messenger RNA from Ceratina calcarata, 1485 nucleotides. RefSeq names its product Activator-recruited cofactor subunit 42 (gene Arc42). Lineage: Eukaryota; Metazoa; Arthropoda; Insecta; Hymenoptera; Apidae. Gene Ontology annotation, biological process: fatty acid beta-oxidation using acyl-CoA dehydrogenase; butyrate catabolic process. Gene Ontology annotation, molecular function: flavin adenine dinucleotide binding; short-chain fatty acyl-CoA dehydrogenase activity. The coding region runs from base 134 to 1369 and encodes 411 amino acids. The transcript has 6 exons. The record is from RefSeq and is a predicted model, not a curated record. Gene Ontology annotation, cellular component: mitochondrion.
UGUCGCGGGAAAAUCUGAUCCUGGUUCUAUAGGUUUCCGUCCAACAAAAAUGUACAAAACAAAAAUAAAUAAAGGAAAGUAUUCUCCAUUUCUACGCGUCUCGUGAAACAAAAUAAUCGCAAACUAGAUAAAGAUGCACAGAAUAAAAUUAUUCGUUCCCCAAGCCAAGCGUAACAUAACUACAGUGUACAGUAAUGUUACUCGAAAUAUUGCUGCCUUAUCUAUGCUGCCAGAUACCUAUCAGAUGUUACAAAAGACAUGCAAAGAUUUCGCAGACGGUGAACUAAAGCCCGUAGCAAAAGAAAUUGAUAAAAAUCAUCUUUAUCCAGAAGAGAAAAUAAAACAAAUGGGAGAGCUUGGUUUAAUGGCCAUAACAGUUCCUGAAAGAUUAGGUGGAACUGGACUCGAUUAUUUGGCUUAUGCUAUUGCACUGGAAGAAAUAUCUAGAGGUUGUGCCAGCGCAGGUGUUAUAAUGAGCGUGAACAAUUCUCUUUAUUUAGGGCCCAUAAAUUCAUUUGGUAAUCAAGAACAACAAGAAAAAUAUAUUACUCCUUUUGUAAGCGGCACGAAAGUUGGGUGUUUUGCCCUUAGCGAACCUGGGAAUGGUAGUGACGCAGGUGCUGCAUCUACUACUGCUAAAUCGAAUGGGUCCAACUACAUAAUCAAUGGUACAAAGUCCUGGAUAACAAAUGGGCAUGAAUCAGAGGCAGCUGUUUUAUUUGCUACGACUGAUAAGUCUAAAAAGCACAAAGGAAUAAGUGCUUUUAUCGUUGAUAAACCGAUAAAAGGCCUCUCCCUUGGUAAGAAAGAAGAUAAGUUGGGGAUUCGUGGUAGCAGUACUUGCUCACUGAUUUUCGAAGAUUGCGAAAUACCAAAGGAAAAUCUAUUGGGAGAACUGGGAAUGGGUUUUAAAAUUGCGAUGAUGACACUAGAUGCUGGCAGGAUAGGUAUUGCUAGUCAAGCCUUAGGCAUAGCUCAGGCGUCACUCGACUGUGCGAUUGAAUAUGCGGCGAAACGUGAAGCGUUCGGCAAGCCUAUCGUCAAAUUACAGGCAAUUCAACAGAAGAUCGCUGACAUGGCAGUGAAAUUGGAAAGCUCGAGAUUGUUAACGUGGCGGGCAGCCGUGCUCAAGGACAAGGGGCUAUUGUAUACGAAAGAAGCGGCUAUGGCAAAAUUGGCAGCGUCAGAGGCCGCGACUUUCUGCGCUCAUCAAUGCAUACAAAUCUUGGGUGGCAUGGGCUACGUUAGCGACAUGCCGGCCGAACGGCAUUACAGAGACGCUCGGAUUACUGAGAUUUACGAAGGUACAUCAGAGAUACAAAGAUUGGUGAUUGCUGCGAACGUUAUCAAAGAAUACGGCCUGAAUUAAACUGUUCGGUUUAGUAUACGUAAUUUUUUUACCGACAUUCUUUAUACAUGCAAGCAAGAUAUUUUUAUAUAUUUUUAAUAUACGAGAAGUUAGUCAAUAAAUUUUAUAUAUUAUAA